Messenger RNA from Girardinichthys multiradiatus, 1212 nucleotides. RefSeq names its product claudin-4-like. The record is from RefSeq and is a predicted model, not a curated record. Lineage: Eukaryota; Metazoa; Chordata; Actinopteri; Cyprinodontiformes; Goodeidae. Gene Ontology annotation, molecular function: structural molecule activity. The coding region runs from base 345 to 1013 and encodes 222 amino acids. Gene Ontology annotation, cellular component: plasma membrane; bicellular tight junction. The transcript has a single exon. Gene Ontology annotation, biological process: bicellular tight junction assembly; cell adhesion.
GUUGCUUAUUCAAAAGCUUUCUAAAAUAUAAAAUUCUUAACGACAGUAUCCAGAACAAACAAGUAUUGGGGUGGUUUUGCAGUCUUUUGAAUCUUAUAGGGCUGGUACCAUAGAUUAAAUGUAAACAUGAUGCCACCUUAAGCUGACUCCACCUUCAGUCAGCUAAGCUGUAGAAGGAAUCUGUUUCUCCCUCUCUUUCUUCCUCACUGAAAGUCUUACGCAGGACUUUCAACCCCAGAGAUCUGAUAUCGCCUUCAUCUUGAGAGAGUCUGUGGACACAGAAGGUCUUCUGUCCCCCUGCAAAAGAUUUUAGUUCAAGUUCAUCUUCGUCUCCAGCUCCCACGAUGUACUCUGCAGGCUUGGAGAUUCUUGGGAUGAUCCUGGCUGUGGCGGGCUGGCUUGGAGUGAUGGUGGCCUGCGGCCUGCCUAUGUGGAGGGUGGCAGCUUUCAUCGGGCAGAACAUUGUCAUCUCUCAAGUGAUCUGGGAGGGCUUGUGGAUGAACUGUUCGGUGCAGAGCACUGGCCAGAUGCAUUGUAGGGUGCAUGAAUCCAUGCUGGGGCUUCCGGUGGAUCUGCAGGCGGCUCGAGCCUUGGUCAUUGUUUCCAUGGUGCUGUGCAUUGUGGGCAUUGGUCUGUCAGUGGCUGGUGCCAAGUGCACCAAUUGCAGCAGGAAUGUGAGAAGCAAACCCCGCCUUGUGGUGGCUGCUGGAGUGACUUUCAUCGUAGCCGGACUGCUGCUGCUGGUGGCCGUGUCCUGGACGGCCCACGCUAUUGUACUGGGCUUCUAUGAUCCACUGCUGGAGGAGACGGGGAAGCGGGAAUUUGGGAAUGCUCUAUACUUUGGCUGGGCUGCCUCUUGCUUGUUAAUUCUAGGGGGAGCCCUCCUUUGUUGCUCCUGCCCUUCUAAAGUAGCAACAGCUCCAAGCGGCAGUGGUCCUGCACCUUCCAGGGUUGACUACUCAGCAGUCAAAAACAUUUCAGUCAAUGGAUACACCAGGAGGGACUAUGUUUAAACAUCUGUCAUGACUGAAAGUGUUAAAAUGUUUGUGGAUAAUCGAAAAAUGAAACAUGUGGUUGAAAAAUGUCUUGUACAUCUUUCUUCUUUUUGAACCCCAAAAAUGUAGCAUGUAGAUUUUGUUCUUAAUAAUGGUAAAAUGUUCCUAUAAAGUGUUUGUGCAGUUUAAUUCUGACUUUUAAAAAGCAUCAAAAUAA